Molecule: messenger RNA, 3252 nt
Organism: Sphenostylis stenocarpa
Lineage: Eukaryota; Viridiplantae; Streptophyta; Magnoliopsida; Fabales; Fabaceae
Source: the annotation of a GenBank genome assembly
AUGCGAUGUGCAAUAUUAUUGUCGCUUCUUGUUAUAAGUCAGGGUUUAUCUUCUGCUGCUCCCAGAUCUUCUUCCGAAGGAGUGAGUGGAGUGAGUUAUUGUUGUCUUGCUUCUAACUUCUCAUUUUGUUUUCGGUCUUCUCUCAAGUUAUGUGAUACUUGGUGGUUGUCAACUUUGGUUCUGGUUGGUAAUGGUUAUCACUGGGGAAGCUACGGUGGCCUUCCAUUUGGGCUUUCGAGUGUUACUGAGUUUGCAAUGGGUGUCAUCUCUAGGAAGAUCUUCCCAGCAUGUGGGAACAUGUGUGUUUGCUGUCCUGCUUUGAGGUCAAGAUCACGCCAACCGGUCAAAAGAUACAGGAAACUGCUGGCUGAUAUAUUCCCUAAGUCCCCUGAUGAGCCUCCAAGUGACAGGAAGAUAAUCAAAUUAUGUGAAUAUGCUGCAAGAAACCCUUUCCGGAUUCCAAAGAUAGCCAAAUAUCUUGAAGAAAGGUGCUCCAGAGAACUCAAAUCUGAGCACAUCAAACUGGUCACUAUUAUAAUGGAAUGCUUCAACAAGUUGCUUUUCAUUUGUAAGGUGCAGAUAGCUUAUUUCGCUGUUGAUGUGCUUAAUGUAACAUCGGAGCUCUUGAGCUAUUCUAAGGAUGAGACCAUCCAGACACUUGGUUGCCAGUGCUUAUCAAGGUUCAUAUACUGUCAGGUGGAUGCUACUUAUACUCAUAACAUUGAAAAGUUGGUGCGGAAAGUAUGCAUGCUAUCACGGGAACAUGGGGAAGCAAGUGAAAAGCGCUGCUUGAGGGCAUCAAGCUUGCAGUGCCUUUCAGCAAUGGUUUGGUUUAUGGCUGAAUUUUCACACAUUUUUGCAGAUUUUGAUGAGAUUGUUCAUGCCACUUUAGAUAACUUUGAGUGGAGUAGACAGAACGAAGAUGCCAAUGUCAGGGCAGAGGCACAUCAUAAUUGGGUGGAUGAGGUUAUACGGUGUGAAGGUCGGGGUGGUUCUGUUAUUGGCACUAAUGACAAUCGCUCUACUUGCUUGAUCAUACAGCCACGACCAGAGAUAAAGGAUCCUUCCCUUUUGACUAGAGAAGAAAUUGAAAAACCAGAAAUAUGGGCUCAGAUUUGUAUUCAAAGAAUGGUUGAAUUAGCCAAGGAAAGCACAACUAUGCGUCGAGUGCUGGAUCCAAUGUUUCUCUACUUUGACUUUAGACAACACUGGGCACCUCAGAAAGGUUUAGCAAUGAUAGUUUUAUCCAGGAUGGCCUACUUCAUGGAGAACUCAGGGAAUCAACGCCUAAUUCUAGCGUCUGUGAUACAUCAUCUGGACCACAAAAAUGUGAUGAAUGAUCCUCAACUUAAGACUUGCGUUGUCCAGGUUUCCACAUCUUUAGCUAUGCAAAUUAGAUCUGGGAGGGGCUUGGGGGAGAUUGGUUUUGUUGGCGACCUUUGCAGACAUCUUAGGAAAAGCCUUCAAGCUUCCAGUGAAUUUGUUGGGGAGCAAGAGUUGAACCUAAAUAUCUCACUUCAAAAUUCCAUUGAGGACUGCUUACUAGAAAUUGCCAACGGGGUCAUUGAUGUCCAGCCACUUUUUGACUUGAUGGCGAUAACCCUAGAAAAUGUUUCAUCUGGUGUUGUUGGUAGAGCAACCAUUGGAUCUUUGAUCAUCCUUGCUCGUGCAGUCACUUCAGCUUUAACUCGAUUACAUUCACAGCAGGGAUUUCCCGAAGCUCUUCUUGUGCAACUCCUAAAAGUAAUGUUGCAUUCAGAUGUGGAGGCUCGUGUUGGAGCACACCUUAUAUUUUGCAUUCUUCUUUUUCCAAGUUCCUUCCAUACUCAUGAAAUCUCCUCUCUGCGGUUGAGAUAUCUAGAUCAACACAACAAAAGACAUUCUCAUACUGAAUCUGUGUCAGCAUCUGCUUCGAUUACAGCUUUACUUGAAAAGCUACGCAGAAAUAGAGAUAGUACCAAGACAGAAAAUCAAGGAAAUACUGUUCAUGAUGGUUGCCAGGAAAGGGAUAUUGUGGCAGAAGACUGGAAGCAGGGAUGUGGCUUAAAGAAUUCCCCUAACUUUUACAAACUCAGUUCUAUCAUUGAUAGAGCUACAGGAUCGCCAAGUCUGACUGACACAGAACCAUAUGUUAUGAAACUAACUGAAGAUCAAAUGGCGCAACUGCUUUCUGCGUUUUGGGUUCAAGCCAAUCUUCCUGAUAAUUUACCUUCAAAUAUUGAAGCUAUAGCUCAUUCGUUCAUAUUGACACUAAUAGUUUUACGCAUAAAGAACCUGAAAGACAGAGACAACCUGGUGAUCCGCUUUUUCCAGCUUCCCUUAUCUCUCUGGACCAUGUUGUUGGACCAAAGUAAUGGAAUGAUGCCCCCAGCUUGUCAGAGAUCUGUAUUUGUGCUGUCUGCUGGCAUGUUGGUAUUUGCCUGCAAAAUAUAUCAGAUUCAUGAUUUGAAUGAAGUGUUUGCGUCAUUGCCAAUGUCUGAUGUUGAUCCUUUCUUGAGUAUCGGUGACGAUUAUCAAGUAUAUGCUAAGAUCAAUGUGGAUGUUAGAGAAUAUGGUACUGCUGCUGAUAAUCAGUCAGCCUGUUCAAUAUUGACAGAGUUACAGAACAAAAUACGUGAAUGUCACCAGACCAUAAAGGAUGCUUUGGUUCAUAGUUUAACUACUGUCACUGAGCUGGAUGCAGAUGAACUGGCUAUGCUAUUGUCAGAGACAUUCAAGCCUGAUGAAGAAUUUGUGUUUGGUCCACAGUCAAUGCUUGAUCAGAAUCAAAUAAUUUUUCAUUCCCAGGAGUCACUGUCAUUUGAUGGGGAUUUUCCAUCAAAUUCAGCAGGAGAAGAUGACACAAUCAGUGAAGCAUCUGUCUCUGACCUUUCUCGAUUUAUUCCAAAGAUGCCUGUAUCCCCUUCCGCUCCUCAUGUUAUCAGCAUUGGACAACUUAUGGAAUCGGCUUUAGAGGUAGCUGGUCAAGUGGCGGGAACAGCUGUCUCCACUUCGCCCCUUCCAUACAACACCAUGGCUAGCCAGUGUGAAUCACUUGGGACAUGUGCAAGGAAGAAGCUUUCAAAUUGGCUUGCCUUUGAGAAUCAUUACAUCCAAGCAGCUGAUAAAUCGUUUCUGGCAAUUGCUGAUAUUAGGAACUCAGCACUUGAUAAGGUAGGAAAUGGUGGUGGGUUUUCCCACUUGUCAAGUGACCCCAUGAGGCUGCCUCCUGCUAGCCCCUUUGACAAUUUCCUCAAGGCUGCUGGGUGUUAG